GUAUUAAAAUAUCCCUCCAUUAGUCUCACCAUCUCACGUGUCUCAGCCGGUCACCCCUCAAACUCCUCUCCCUCCUCUUCUUCAUUUCCAUCAGCUUUUGUCUCACCGUCACAGAAAUUCCGAUUGCGGCGCAGUCCCGGAUUGUUCACUCCAGCCCGCAAAUGAUCAUCACCGUCAGCAGCAGCUUCUCGAAGAAUUCAUGAUCCUUUUGCGAUGUCGAAUCGCCGGGUCGAGGUCGGCGACAGGACCUUUGGACGGCGUCGGUAGUUCCAUGGUAGCGGUGUCGAGGAACCGCAGCAUCCCGUCUCGAGUUUGUUGGAGCGGCGCCCGCGAACCUUGCGGCAGGGGAGAGAAACCGUCACGCCCAGCGGUGAGGGGUGUGGGGGGAGGGAAGCGGGAAUCCGGCGGCUGCGGGUGCGCAGGCGGGCGGGGGCGGAGCUCCGGGAGCCCUCUGAAUGGUGAGCAACUGUGCUUCUCUUCUAAAAGUUCGAAUUGGAUCGGGCUCGAACGCACCGCACCUGUUUCGGAAAGGAACGGGUACUCGCGCCGCGCCGCCGCCUCAACUAUGGCGCCGGCGUUCUCGGCGCACAUCGCCGCGCUCCGACGUGGAGCGCUGUGUGGGCGGUGGGUACCCGCGGCGCUGUUCUCGUCGGGGAUGCUCGCCGGCGACAAACCCAUUCUGGUAAAGGCUGAGCCUUUUUGUUUCCGGUCACAGUGAGAUCUCCCUGCAGCGGUUGCUGGUUGAAUCCUCUAUGAGGAAGUUUGGUGUGUGUUCCCUGUUCCGGCAUCACAGGGACGAAUUUGAAAUUCACCUGCCUUUGUGCGCAAGUGCUGAUUCUGUUAAGAAUCUUUUGUAGCUGAUACCUGGUUGAACAGAUUAGAACAUCAUAAUUCUCUUUGAAAGUUGAAAUGAAUGCGCACGUGUGCAUGGUCUUUCGGAUGCUUUCCCCCUCUGAAGUCUGAAUACAGCUCAUGGAGCAGGAUGGGGUUGCUGAAUUUUUAACCCUUGUUAGUUUCUUUGCGUAGAGGUCACACUUGCAGUUGAUUUCAGGGUGAAUUUUAGCAUAGCUUACCUUCCUGGACUGGGUUUCCCGGGAAUAUGAGUUUGCCUCGUCCUUCGUGAACCGAUUUCCUCCGUGAGAAGUCCUUGCUUUCCCGAUUCAGAGUUCAGACAUGUUGAAUUGAAUCUUGACGCAAUGCAAUUGCAACCGCAUGUAUGAUGCCCUCACCCAUUGUUCCUUCUGAUAACCUGCCCCAGGGUCCGAUCUCCAAUGAUGCGUCGCAUAAGAGGUUCUUCAGCAUCGCUCCACCGGCGGCACUGAUAUUUUUCUUCGUACUAAUAUUCGUCGCUGGUGCAAUUGUCACGCUUGAUCACAAGGAGAACUUGUCGAUACUGCAGCUGCAUCCAAGAGAAGCGUUUGCAACCGAGGAGAUCAGGCCUCCAGCGACGAGCGCGUUGCGCGCUGAGCCAACAGAGGAACCCAACCUCUGUGAGAACCAAUGCAGACCUUCAGGCAGCGAGGCCUUGCCGAGGGGCAUCGUGCAGGAUAAGUCCAACUUCCAGAUGGAGUCCCUGGGCGGCAAUCCAGGGCGGAAGAAGGCUGUUAGGCCGUCGAAAAGCCUCCUAGCGAUCCCCGUCGGCAUCAAGCAGAAGGCGGUCGUCGACAAGCUUGUCGCCAAGUUCCCGGCUUCCAACUUCGUCGUGAUGCUGUUCCACUACGACGGCGUGGUUGACGGGUGGCGAGACCUCAAGUGGUCGGACCGCGCCAUCCACGUCGCCGUGCGCGACCAGACCAAGUGGUGGUUCGCCAAGCGGUUCCUGCACCCGGACGUGGUGGCGGAGUACGAGUACAUCUUCCUCUGGGACGAGGACAUCGAGGUGGAUAGCUUCGACCCGCUCGAGUACCUGCGGAUCGUGAGGAGGGAAGGGCUCGAGAUCUCGCAGCCGGCGCUGGACCGCCGGUCGCAGAUCCACCACCGUCUCACGGCCCGCGCGCGCAACGUCGACGUCCACCGGCGGUUCUACAAGACGAGCGGCCAUGGCCGGUGCAACGGCAACAGCACGGGGCCGCCGUGCACGGGGUGGGUGGAGAUGAUGGUGCCGGUGUUCUCGCGCGCGGCGUGGCGGUGCGCGUGGCACAUGAUCCAGAACGACCUCAUCUACGCCUGGGGGAUGGACUUCAAGCUCGGCUACUGCGCGCAGGGCGACCGGCGGCGCAACGUCGGCGUCGUCGACAGCCAGUACGUGCUCCACCGGGGCAUCCCCACGCUCGGCGACGGCGGCAAGCCGCAGGUGUCGGCGUCGGCGGCGGACCGGCUGGCGGUGAGGCAGCGGUCGUACACCGAGCUGAAGCUGUUCAACAGGAGGUGGAAGGAGGCCGUGGCGGAGGACGGGUGCUGGACCGACCCUUACCCCGAUCCGGCGACCACCGGCUGACCGUCCGACGGCAGGAGAUGGUGCCGGGACGGGAGGUACACUACAGUAGUCAGUAGCUGUUACAUUGACCUUGCCUAGAUGACAGAUUAUACACCAUAUUUACAGCUUCAGAGAGCUCAGAGCAAUCUCAUGUAUGAUGUACAGAUUGUAAUUUUUUUUCUUUCUCUGAUCUCAAGGAAAAAAAAAGCAGGCGCGAAUAAAAAAGAAGCUGCAAUGCAAUUUUUUCUGAACUUUUUCA
Panicum virgatum (switchgrass) is the source of this 2675-nucleotide messenger RNA. RefSeq lists its product as uncharacterized. The record is from RefSeq and is a predicted model, not a curated record. The transcript is spliced from 5 exons. The coding region runs from base 1217 to 2437 and encodes 406 amino acids. NCBI's taxonomy places the organism in Eukaryota, Viridiplantae, Streptophyta, Magnoliopsida, Poales, Poaceae.